AUGGGGCGGUUGGGGGGCCGGGCUCCGCUCCACCUGCUGCUGCUGUGUCACGCGUGGGCGCUGCCGCCGCCCCCGCGGGAAGCGCAGCCGCUGCUGCCCGCCCGCCUGCCCGCACCGCCGGGGCAGCUGGCCCUGCGGCUGGCCGCUUUCGGCCGCGCGUUCGUCCUCCGCCUCCGCCCCGAAACCGCUUUCCUGGCCCCUCGCCUCCUCCUCCAGCGCUUGGGGGGUCGGCGCCCACCGGGCCGGACCCCCCCGCGCCGGGGUUGCUUCUACGCGGGGACCGUCGAGGGGAGCCCCGAUGCCCCCGCCGUGCUCAGCCGCUGCGGGGGGGGCGGUCUCCGCGCCGCUUUCCUCCUCGACGGGGCGGCUUACGAGCUGCAACCGCUCGGGAACCCUCGGCCCGGGCAUCCUUGGAGGAGCCCGCACCGGCUCCAGCGCCGGGCAGCCCCCUCGGGCUCCCCCCAUCUCCCCCCCGCCGGGCCCGGGGGGCCGCCCCGCCGAGCCAAGCGCUUCGUCUCCCAGGCGCGGUACGUGGAGACGCUGCUGGUGGCUGAUGCCUCCAUGGUGCGCUUCUACGGGGAAGAUGUGGAGAACCACGUCCUGACCCUGAUGUCGAUGGCGGCUCGCAUCUACAAGCACCCCAGCCUGAAGAACUCCAUCAACCUGGUGGUGGUGAAGGUGCUGGUGGUGGACGAGGCGGCAGCGGGGCCGGAGGUGUCUGACAACGGCGGGCUCACCCUGCGCAACUUCUGUAGCUGGCAGCAAAAGUUCAACCCCCCAAGCGACCGGCACCCAGAGCACUAUGACACUGCCAUCCUGCUGACAAGACAGGACUUCUGCGGACACCAAAGCUGCGACACGCUGGGAGUGGCGGACAUCGGCACCAUGUGCGACCGCAACAAAAGCUGCUCGGUGAUUGAGGACGAGGGCCUGCAGGCAGCCUACACCCUGGCUCACGAACUGGGGCACGUGCUCAGCAUGCCCCACGAUGACUCCAAGACCUGUGAGCGGCUCUUCGGACCCCUCGGCAAGCACCAUAUGAUGGCCCCGCUCUUCAUCCACUUGAACAAGACCCAACCCUGGUCUCCUUGCAGCGCCAUGUACCUCACCGAGUUUCUGGAUGGAGGGCACGGCGACUGCUUGCUCGACGCCCCAGCCAACCCCCUCUCCCUGCCUGCCGAGCUGCCCGGCCGAGGAGCCCUGUACAGCCUGGACCAGCAAUGCCAGCAGAUCUUCGGGAAGGACUUCCAGCACUGCCCCAACACCACGGAGGAGGACAUCUGCGCCCAGCUCUGGUGCCGGACGGGCGGCGGGGAGCCCCUUUGCCACACCAAGAACGGCAGCUUGCCGUGGGCUGACGGCACCCCCUGCAAAGCCAGCGGGCUGUGCUGGGACGGCCGCUGCGUGCCCCAGGAUGCCCUGAAGCCCCAGCCGGCGGUGGACGGCGGCUGGGGCCCGUGGAGCCCCUGGGGCUCCUGCUCCCGGACCUGCGGCGGUGGGGUGCAGUUCUCCUUCCGCCACUGCGACAGCCCCAAGCCCCAGCACGGCGGCAGGUACUGCGAGGGCCAACGCGCCAAAUACCAGUCCUGCCACACCGAGGAGUGCCCGCCGGAUGGAAAAAGCUUUCGGGAGCAGCAGUGUGAGAAGUACAACAGCUAUAACUUCACGGAUCUGGAAGGGAAUCGUCUGGAGUGGGUUCCCAAGUAUGCGGGAGUGUCGCCCCGAGACCGAUGCAAGCUGUUCUGCCGAGCCAGAGGGAGAAGUGAAUUUAAAGUCUUUGAGGCCAAAGUGAUCGAUGGGACGCUGUGCGGACCGGAGACCCUCUCCAUCUGCGUUCACGGGCAGUGCAUCAAGGCUGGCUGUGAUCACGUAGUUGGGUCCUCCAAGAAGCUGGACAAGUGCGGGGUGUGCGGCGGCAACGGCUCGACUUGCAGGAAAAUAUCUGGCUCGCUCAACCGAUCCAAAUACGGCUACAACGACAUCGUCACCAUCCCCGCCGGAGCAACCAACAUCGACAUCAAACAGCGCAGCCACCGAGGGGUCCGUCACGACGGGAAUUACCUGGCCCUGAGGACCCUCGAGGGCAAGUACCUGCUGAAUGGAGACUUUGCCAUCUCGGCCAUGGAGCAGGACAUCCUCAUUAAGGGGACCAUCCUGAAAUACAGCGGCUCCAUGACGACCUUGGAGAGGCUGCAGAGCUUCCGACAGCUCCCGGAGCCUCUGACCGUCCAGCUGCUGACCAUCGCCAGCGAGAUCUUCCCACCAAAAGUCAAGUACACCUUCUUCAUCCCCAAGGACGUCCCUUUCAGCAAGCAGAAAGGCAAAGAGAAGAAGUCGGCCAACGUCAUCCGACCGAUGCUGACCUCCCAGUGGGUCCUGGGCGACUGGUCUGAGUGCUCCAAGACAUGUGGCUCUGGCUGGCAGAGGCGGACGGUGGAUUGCCGGGACGUGGAGGGUCAAACCUCCUCUACCUGCGACAGAGCCCUCAAGCCUGAGGACAUCAAGCCCUGCGGAGACAUCCCCUGCCCUCUCUGGCGCCUGGGUCCCUGGUCUCCCUGCUCCCAAACUUGCGGCGAGGGCGUGCGGACGCGCAACGCCUCUUGCAUCGAUUACGCCGGUGAAAUCACCGCCCCGGAGAAAUGCAGCUCGCCGGGGCCGCCGCCGGCCACCGCCGCCUGCGUGCUGCGGCAGUGCUGAGCCGCGCCGGGACGGGCUCGGCGGCCACGCGCCGCGACGGCGAGGAUGCCGCGGGCUCGCUCGCCGGACGAAUAACCACUCUCCAGCGGUUCAUCCCCACCCCAUCGACGUCUACCUCAGAGGGGGGAAUAACGGCGGCAAAACGGGGAGGAAUCACUUCUUUUCCUUUCUUUCUUUCUUUCUUUCUUCUUCUCUUCCUGGCUGGCUGCUCGCAGGCAAGUUGGAAUUUAAGGGGAAAAGCUAGCAUAUCUGUAGGGUGUUUCCAACGCGCUGUCGUCAAAGGUGGUUGCAGACUCCGUUUGUAAGGUUCGUUGGGGUUUGUUGCUGGAAAAAAAUGCGGAGCCUGGUUUUGCCAUCGCCCCGGCCCAGCUGCAGGUCAAGGAGGUCCAGGGUGGGGGGCUUUGGUGAUAAAAUCGGGAUCCCUUUGCAAAAGGCUUGGAUCGCGUUGCCGUCCCCUCCCUGCAGCGGCGUGGGUGUCCUUGAGCACGAGGAGUGUUUUAUCAGCUGUGGGUUUAGCUUGGGAGAUAACUCGCUCGUUUGGCUGGGAGUGGGAACAAGCCGAGGGCUGGAUCCUGGCAAACAUUAGGCAGGAGGACAGGCAAGAUGGUUGCAGUGGUUUCGGCUGGAUUUAUAAUCUACGAAGCGACAAACCUCUGCCUCCAAACACCCCCAACAUCUGCAGAGUCAUUCCUAGAGCAGCAACCCCUUGCCUCUAUCUCCCCAGCUAUAAAACCAAGGCUUAAUUACACCUGAUCUGGCUUGCAGGGCUGCCGUGAGGGUUGUUAAUUACUAAUUCUGCAGUGCUUGGACUGUGAAAUGCCUAUUGCAAUACCCCGUCCCCACUCUGGAGCGGACACUUGGGUGUGCCAGCCUUUCCUCUCCCGUCCUUGGCUUUCAGUCCCCUGCAUGCUCGUUUUCUCAGCUCUGCUUGAAUUUUGGAGAUAAUUUGCUAACCUGGCUUGCAGCAGGGAUGAGCCCAGGGUCUGCAGAUGCUGAGCCUCUCCCAAGCCCGCCGUGGUGAUCAGAGCUGCCCUUCACCUCUGCUUUCCCUGGACACGUGAAGAUGCUCAGAUCCGGUGCUGGGCUUCAGCCUUGCUUGAGCAAUUCUUGGUCUAAAACCGAGCCUGGCAAGGCUGGAGCUCUUCUUUCCCAGGGAGGAAGAGCCAGGCCCCCUCUCCCCAGCCCGGCCGCUGUUUGGCCUCAGCACAGCUGGCUGCUCAGUCCCUGAACUUUCCCCCUUUCGAAGCGAUCGCCGUCCGUGUGCUGGCAGCAGCCGGUGCCUGGGGAGAGCGGGGAUGGAAUGUGGAAAGGUUUUGCCAUCACUGGAUGAGUGAUUCGGUAUCUCCGGGCUCCUCUCUCAAUGCCCCUCGCUGCUCACCUGCUGAUGCCCGUACUCUGCCUUGGUUCCCCCUUUGGCAUCAAAACAUUGAAUAUCCUGUUGGAACAGCCUUUUUUCUCAUAGAAGGGGAGAAGGGCUGGAGGAGGAGAACUUAAAUUUGUGAUGUCUGAGCUUCCCCUUUUGCAAUUGGGGAGUGAAUCCUUUUUCUUGUCUCUUUUGCCUGAGCUAAGCUCAUGUGAGACCCUUUUCUCACUGGCCAGACAGGUUUGGGAUGGGACUGUGGGGUGAGCUACUCCCACAAAGCCACGCCAGAAACCCUACCAUUCAUUUGAAAACCCGAGAUAUUCAGCUUUUAUCUCCCGUAGGCGAUUCCUAUUAAAACCAAGGGGCUGCAGCCAAGGACUGAGGGUAUGGAGGGCUUGGCUCCUUUUUUUUCAGGAAAGAAAAAAAAAAAAAUAAAGGCCAGCUGCAGAGUUUGGAUGCAGAGCUGUUUGUUCAGACCUACCUUCGGGCAAUGUUCUGCGUCUGCUAAUUAAUCUCCAGGAAUUUAAGCCCUCUCUCGCUCUACCAAAUAGCUGGAUGCUAAAGUCAUGUAGCCUUGCAGGGUUAUUUUCUUUUUCCCCUUUGAGUCUGCGAGGGUUUUAACUCAAAGGCCAGCGUUUGUUUCCUCUCCAGCAUCAUAACCAGCAUUUAGGAUGGGUCAGAAAUUUCAGUCUGAGACGGUGCCAAGGAAAACGUCUGUAUUUAUCACACAGGAGUCGUGCACGCCAAGGGUCUCUUCCAGUUCUUUAUAUUCACUGCGCGGUCGCUUAGCUGGAGCUUCCUAGAGGCAGAAACUCCCUAGAUGCAAAAACUCCCUGCUGCGGGCAAAUCCUGCUGCUUUUCCGGCAAAGAGGAGGAUGGGGACCCCGCUGGGAGCGGGGGGACCGCAGGCGGUGACGCUCGGUUGAGGUGUGGGAUUGAGGUUGAGGAUUCCUGCCCUAGCCUUCCCGUAGAAAAACGUAGCCUUUACGCUGAUUUAAGUCAAAGAGGUUAUAUAUUAGGAUAUAUAUAUGUAUAUACAUGUUUCCCUUCAGUGAAGGAUUGUAGCAAUGUACUGAGCCUCUUGUGUUAGGUAUUUAUUAUAAAUUCUGUUUGGUUUUGUACAGUAGCUGUCUGGAAAGGAGAGGAAAAAAAAAAAAAAAAAGAGGAAAAAAAGAGAUUAAAAAAAAAGACUGUCUGUGUUUUAACAUGCUGCUCUCACAUCCCCACCCCAAAACCUGCAGCGGGGUUGGAGAGGGGAUGACUCUGCUCAUCGUUUAACCACUUCAGUAUAUGGCUGGUGUCUCCCUCCUCCCUGGUGCCCUCAAAUCAGGGUGCCAGCUGAGCUGUGUAAGCAUAACAAAUCCAACCCAGAUUAAGUUUUGGAUUUUCAUUUUAAGGGGGGAAAAUAUAAUUUUCUGGUUUUAAGACUUUUGUUUGUAUUUGUUUUUAACUUUGAAAACAGUCUGUGACUCUGCCUUUACCCCUUCAAUAAAGGAUUUCCUGCCUCUUA
Molecule: messenger RNA, 5570 nt
Organism: Tyto alba (common barn owl)
Lineage: Eukaryota; Metazoa; Chordata; Aves; Strigiformes; Tytonidae
Gene: ADAMTS8
Product: ADAM metallopeptidase with thrombospondin type 1 motif 8
Exons: 9
Coding region: 1-2697 (898 amino acids)
Biological process (GO): extracellular matrix organization; proteolysis
Molecular function (GO): zinc ion binding; metalloendopeptidase activity
Source: RefSeq, a predicted model, not a curated record